CUUCGCACAAUACGGCAGGCAGGCAGGUGUGCAGGCUGCCCCCCUGCUUUACUUUCGGUUUGCAUGUCACCAAAAAAAAGACAUAAACAACCCCGCUGGUCCGCUGACACGGAGAGAGGAAGCGGAGCAGGUCACUAACAUGACUCAGCAGGAGCGGAAGAAAUCAAAGUGAGCCCGCAACCAAGUUCUCCCCCGGCAGGUACGGACACGAUCAUACUUAUACUCGAGUCAGCAUCGGGAACUAAGGCUUGACGUCAUUCUGGUCGGGUGUAGAGUACCUUGAGGAUCUACGCGUUUUAUUUCGUCAGGGAAUGGAUUUCCAGAAGCUGCUGUUGCAGGUGGACCAGGCCCUUGACAAGGAUGGCGUUAAAGCCUUGGUGUUUCUUUGCUCCGACCUCCUGCCCCGGGACCUCAGCUCCAUUCAUUCAUCCAGGGACCUGUUCUCCAUUCUGACGGACCGGAACAUCAUAUCCGCCCAGCAGCCGCACCUGCUGAGAGAACUCCUGUACACCAUCAAACGCCUCAAACUGGUCCGUAAACUCGGUCUCACUGAUUCGAUAUCCACAACCGGUAGCCUCGUUUCUCCUUACAGGAAGCUGCUAUAUGACCUCUCGGAGGACAUAACUGAAGACAACUUGAGUCAGAUCAAGUUCUUGUUGAGGGCUCGCCUCCCACGUAAAAAACUGGAAGACGAUGUUACUACACUGGAAUUAUUUCUGGAAAUGGAGCACCAGGAUCUCCUUAGCGAAACUGACCUAAACUUACUGGUGGACAUCUUUAAAAAUGUGUGUCCGGCCCUGGCAAGAAAGAUCAGUCAGUUUGAGGCAGAAAAUGUAUCUUGUUCAGGCCCUGUUGCUCAAGAGACAGAGGUUGGUUAUUGGCAGCCAAAGGCUGCGUGUGGUGUUCCCGAGCCUCACCAGGCUUCCUCCAUGACUUUGGCAAGGUCUUCCUCAUGUGGCAGUGAAGGUUUUUACAGGUCUUCUAGCUUCGAGUCUCCACUCCCAUCUCUUCCUACAAGUUUACAGUCAUGGCCUCAGCCUCAGCAGCCUUCCAUGAGUCUUUGCAACACUUCUAAGGUUAGUCCAACGACGUCCAUCUCCGAGGACGAGGCUCUGUCAUCCAGACUGAGUCACCUGAGCACUGAAACAAGCCUUUCUACUACCUCAGGAGAUAACUCUAAUGAAAUUGAUGCGGAGGGCUUUUCGGAAAACCAGAGCUCCACAGAAAACAAGAACUUUGGCUCAGAGCAUGUUCAACCUGGACAUGCAGCAGAAGAGGAUGUACAAAUAUAUCCCAUGACAGGAACACAGAGAGGCGUCUGCUUGAUAGUGAACAACUAUGACUUCAAGCAGUCAAAAAUGUCACUCAAAAACAGAGGAGGGACCCAUAUUGAUAAAGAAAGUCUGGAGAGCGUGUUUAACUGGCUGGGCUUCGAGAUGCAGAUAGAGAACGACUGCACGAAGGCGAAGAUGCUGUCGGUGGUGCAGACGCUGGCCGAGAGGGACCACAGCCAGAUGGCCUGCCUGGCAUGCUGCAUUCUCAGCCACGGCAAGGAGGGGCGUGUGUACGGGGUGGACGGACUGGACGUCUGCCUCCGUGAGCUCACUCAACCUUUCAGGGGAUCACGGUGCAGCUCCCUCAGAGAAAAACCCAAGCUGUUCUUCGUCCAGGCCUGCCAGGGCACCAGAGAGCAGGAGGCCGUUCAAAUCCAGCCUGAUGGCCCCACGCCCGGCGCCGUUGACAGUGACGCCUUUGUACCCAGAUGCACCAUUCCCGGUGAUGCAGAUUUCCUAAUGGCCAUGGCUACCGUUCCUCAGUUUGUCUCGUUCAGAGACAAGAAUCUGGGCACUUGGUUUAUCCAGUCGUUGUGCCAAAACCUGGUCAGCAUGGUGCCGAGAGGGGUCGAUCUGGUAUCCAUCCUGACAAAGGUGAACGACGACGUCAGCAGGAAGACCGAUCGCUAUGGGGAAAAGAAGCAGAUGCCCCAACCAGCCUUCUCACUCAGGAAGAAAGUGGUCUUUCCUAUCCCCGAACACCCUCCUCCCAGCCUGCCAGUCAAUCAGUCAAAUCAGUGACAUUUCCGAUCCGUCGGGGGAUCCGCCUCGAGCCACCACAGCGAAUCCCUCAGAGGCAAUUUCACCCUCUCGCCGAGUGUUUACACAUUGCACAUCCUCUGGUCCUUUUGUGUAUCUGUGUGUAUUUGUACACUCUUUUUUUAUUCUUCUUCUAAGUGCAAGUGGUAUAAAAUUGUAAGUGGCACAACAGGCCUCCAACAUCCCGCGACCCCGAGUCGGAGCCUGGAUGAACAUUAACAAGCAUUAAAAAGGGACGUGUUGAUAGAAACAGAAGGGUGGUGAGAUAAGAAAUGGGAAGAUACAUGGGGGGGAAAUCACUGUAGCAAGUGAGCCGAGCGUUACGGAUGAGUCGAUACACAGCAACGUAGCGUAAGGUUGAGAAAGGCGUAGAAGUGGGUGUAGAGACCACGAGGAGAGAGUGAAGGCCCCGUAGACCUUCUCCUCCGUUGCCCUCCUCGAGGUUUCUCCCUAUUUUUUCUCCGUAAAAACGGUUUUUUUAGGGAGUUGUUCCUUAUCCGAUGCGAGGUGUCUAAGGACAGUAAGUUGUGUUGCUGUAAAGUCCCCAGAGGCAAAUUAGUAACUUGUGAUAACGGGCUACACAAAUGAGAUUGUGCCAACCUGCCUCAGGGACCCGUUUGACCUUAUCGAUUUUUAGUUUUCAUUGUUCUGUUUUCCAACUCUUGUAGUUUCUGUCGUCACGUUUAGCUCUGUCGUCGUCCUCCUCCUUUUUAAAUACCGUCUUUACACUAUUUGCUUUUGCAAUAAAAUGGGUGGAUUUUUUCCCCCCCUCCUCAAAU
Molecule: messenger RNA, 2872 nt
Organism: Lampris incognitus (smalleye Pacific opah)
Lineage: Eukaryota; Metazoa; Chordata; Actinopteri; Lampriformes; Lampridae
Gene: casp10
Product: caspase 10, apoptosis-related cysteine peptidase
Exons: 13
Coding region: 312-2075 (587 amino acids)
Biological process (GO): negative regulation of extrinsic apoptotic signaling pathway via death domain receptors; proteolysis
Molecular function (GO): cysteine-type endopeptidase activity; protein binding
Source: RefSeq, a predicted model, not a curated record